AGACGUGUCUAUUUGCGGGUCAGUACCAGUACCCGGGAAUGGACUGUCUUCACCACCGCUCUCCGACUCAACGCCUUUGUCAAGAUCCGCUUCUCGUGGAGCAUUCAGACGGGAUUGCGGCUCUUCUUGGAUGACAAGCUCGUGGCUGUCACCAGCGUCUUCUUGCCGCGCACGCGCCUGGGCAUCACGCGCACAGACCAGUUCCUGAUCGGCAAGGCCCUUAGCCGGGACGUCUUUACGCGCAUGGAGCUGGAAGGCUUGGAGAUAGCGUACUGCCCUGUUGAGACUCUUGACUCGCUCAACAUUACCGUGGGACUUCCGGAGUUUGAAGAACAACCAAACGUGACACUCGCCGUUAACAGCGUCACAGGCAAGGUGGUUUUCACCUGCAGUGUGACAGAACUGACACGUGACGGGCUGCAGUACGUGGUGGACUGGUACUUGGGACCUAACGUGCUGGUCGGCCAGAACGUCUCCACCCUGGGUGGCGUUGUGAUCAGCCUGCUGCACGAAGACAAGCAUCAAACGCUUGACCUCUGAGAGAUGAGGUGUACUGUGCUGUAUCUGCAUGCGACGAAACUGACUGCAAUACUACACGUGGCCCAGCAAGGGAAAGUAUACGACUGGUUGCCAGUCCAAAGCUGAAGACGGACACGCUAGAAGUCUAUGAAGGAGGUGUUAACGCGUACAUCGAUGUCGUCUCCUAUCUGCCACCCCGUCUGUACUGUCCGUCUGAGGACAGAAGCUUGGAGUGCAGGGUGUCCAUCACCCCCACGCUGCUGCGCAAGGACAAAGAGGUGCGUUGUCCUGGCAACCGACAAACGAUCUCACAAGUAGUCUUCUACACCGAUGUCGGCGUAAGCUUGUUCAGCCCUGCAGCUACUGGCUGACUAUGGACAACUGGCGAUCCCAGCUGCGCAUUCCACUCGCCGGCACGAUGGACGGCUUAAAGGACAACGACCGCCAGACCUCGGUGCAGGUCAAGGCCACCAUCAUCGCCUCGGGACUGGCCUUCGAGUCUGUCGUCUUGGGUCAAGUACAAGUCAAUGUCAAAGACAGUGACAGCAGCGCCAUAUGCAGUGCCAAGGGAGAUCCUCACAUCACUACAACCGAUGGAAAGUAUUAUAACCACUACAGUGAAGGGGAAUAUGUGUUCCACCGCCACACAAGCUUCCCUUUGAGAUUCGCAUCUAUACCCGAAGCUGCGGGCAGAGCCGCCUGCAUCUGUGCUGUCACGUGAGAUCCGGCGAUGAUGUCAUCAGGUUUGAUCGCUGUGGACCUAAACAGUCGCAGGUGGACGGACGUCCAAUACAGAUACAGCUGCUGCUAAAUGGAAACUUGACUGCUGGCACACGUGUCAUGCGCAAGCAAGGCUCAAAAGAGUUUGAGGUGUCGCUGCCAACAGGUGGAAGAGUCAUUAUAAGAAAUGGUCGCGGAAUAGCUGAAAACUUCAUGGCUGUAUUCUUCAAACCAGCAUCCAUUGAUUUAAAGCAGUCAACAGGUCUUUGUGGGAACUACGAUAAUGAUAUGGACAAUGAUUUUCUUGGUCUAAUGGCGAAGUGCUUAGAUCCACCACUGCUUUCAUAGCCGCAUGGCAGGUGGACAGCAGUGACACCAUGUACAACGGCAUCUGUCCAGAUUCAGAGCCUGUAGAUGCAAACAUGACAACGACCAUGCCUUGCGAUUGUCUGGAGGGGCAGACCCCAAUCUGUGCUCCCAAUGUAGACGUACAAAUUUGUACAACUGAACUUGAUGGAGUUGAUUUGACUUCUCAGCUUCUGGACAACGCAAUGACCCUUGACCCGUGUUUGCUGGCACAGAACCCUGUACAGUGGGAGUUCAACCCUAACUACACUUCUCCGGACUUCACCUGGCCUACAGCAAGUGGUAUAACUCUAGAAAAUGCCACUCAAGCAUGCUUAACAGUUCGUCGGCUGAACAAAGCUGCACAAGGAUGCUCUGCCCUUGUUGGUACCCUGACCUUGCAGCUAUCGCAAGAAGCAUGUGUAGAAGAUAUCAAGAUCAUGGACAGUCUUGACUAUGCCAGCAGCAUGGCAAAGGACAUUCUGAUCGCCUGUCGUGUGGAGCUGUCUGUUAAUGUGGACUUGUGGGUGCUGGAGGGCGGAGAGGUUGUUUUGCCCACACACAUCACAGACACCCUGUGCCCUGAAGACUGCAGUGGUCAUGGCACAUGCUCAGCUGGUUUCUGCAAGUGCAACUCAGGAUGGCUGGGUGCAUCUUGUAGCAUCUCAGAGUGGGAACCACCCCAGCUGACCUCCAUUUCCAACAAGUUGUGCGACGUUCGACAGCAGCAGUGUUCCUACAUCACCUUGUACAGCUACAACUUUGUCAACUCCUCGCGUCUUGUCUGUCGUAUCAUACAGAACGGAGCUGCCACAACAGUGUCGGGUGUAUUCAAACUGGCUGAGGAGGUCCAGUGCCCCCUCGCUGAGUGCAAUGGAACUGUGCAAGUCUCUGUCAGCAACAACGGCCUCAACUUCUCAAAUAGUCUCUCCUACCUCUGUUUUCGACUCUGUUUGUGACAACUGCAACGACACUGCUUGCGUGUCAAGGACUGAUGUGUGCCGUAUCGGCGGACAGUGCUACGCUGACGGCUUCGUGAGCCCUGACAAUCCUCAAGCUGCCUGCAGUCCUCUGUACUCGACCACCCAGUGGACUCUCAUCAGAGCGGAGACCGUGAAAUACUUCAAGCUUGAGUUCCUUAAGAUCGACCGGAACAUCUUGGUAACCUCUGUCGGAAACCUAACUUUCAAUGGCAGUCUUAACCUGGAUUACACAAUGCUUCAACGACCGGCCCUGAUAUUCAAUGGAGGUGGUCUUCUCUUAUUUGGCGCUUUCACGCCGCCUUGUCUUCAGAACCCUGAGACCUGCAACUUAGGUUUCACAGUCACCUUCAACGUCAGGUUCAUGACCCUGUCGAAAACACCCGUUUCUUCACUUCAUGCGGGGACCACCCAGACGGCGCGGGCUUCACAGUGCUCUAUCGACGACAGCGCCUGUAUUUUGUUCUGGCCACCCGUACCCAGCGGUGGACCACAUACACAACCAAGGUCUCUUCUAACGUCUUCAGCACGUACGACGUCUCAUGGAGCCAGCAGAAAGGACUCAGCGUUCACCUGAACGGUGCAAAGGUUGCGGAGAGUGUCAAGGCUGAGGCCAGAGGGCAGGUCGCGAUUGCGGGCACCACGUGCAGCCUGGCUGUGGGCGCGAGAGAGGUCACAACGUCUACUUUUGCGCUAAUGUUUUUGCAGGUUGUGUACUGCCACAAGGACAUUGCAGACACCAUUGGCAUCAUCAUAGGAUUCCCAGAACUACAGACGCCUCCAACGCUUAUCGUAGAAUCAGACGGUGAUAAUGUGACAUUCCGCUGUCAAUUCAAGGCACUUGCAGACCCAGGACUGUUAUAUUUUGUUCAUUACUAUGGCGACGGACAGCUGCUCGCCAGUUACACUGUCCUUCGUGAGGCCUCCCCUUUUCUGUCGGCCAUGGAACUUAUGGAUCUGGGCUAUGGAAGCAAUCUGUACUGCCAAGUUACAGUAUGCUACAAUGACAACUGCAAUGAUACCAUGGGAAAGGGUACAGUGAGCAAUACAGUACUUUUCAAGAUCGAGGUGCUGACAAAGUCGCUGACUGUGAAUGAAGGUGGUCCUCCAGGCUUGAUCCAGUUCAGAAGUCUCGUGCCACCAAGUUUCUUCUGUCGAAGUGAUAAACGUAACAGCUGCAAGGUCAAGGUCUUGGCCAACGUGCGAGCAGCCAAGGAACUGACUGUCCUGACCGCCGUACCAUCACGCAGGCGGUGCUGGAAUGGACUGGACCUGCUCCGGAAGUACCUUUCUGCGGGUUGACCCUGGAGACCAGCACAUGGCAGCAGGUCCACAGUGUGGUCGUGAAGGGCGUGGUGGACACGCUGAGGGAUGGUGAUCAGCAGCGCACUGUGCAAGUUUACGCUGCAGUAACCUACGACAACAUCACCACCCCCAUCACCUUUGACCUCGGGCGU
Messenger RNA from Pomacea canaliculata, 4021 nucleotides. RefSeq lists its product as uncharacterized. The transcript is spliced from 20 exons. The record is from RefSeq and is a predicted model, not a curated record. The coding region runs from base 1617 to 2543 and encodes 308 amino acids. Lineage: Eukaryota; Metazoa; Mollusca; Gastropoda; Architaenioglossa; Ampullariidae.